GCGCAGACGCUCCCGGCGCGGGCUGCAGAUGUCGGACCCGCUGGCGGCUGAGGGGCCGGGCUUUUGGAGCGCCGCGGACCGCCGAGGGUCGGCGGGCGGCGUCGGGGACGGCCCGGGAGUGGAGGGGAGCCAGGCGGCCGUCUCAGGUACGCAAGACCUUGGGGAAAAUAAAGAUCAAGAUCUAUUAUCACUGAAAUCCAACCCGAAUCCUUGUGCUUCACCACAUAGGACACAGAUGGUAUCUCCAAGAAGUAAGGAUGCCGCAGAAGAUCUGCAGAAAGCAGCCAGUGCCUUGGAGAAUCAGGCUUUGGUGGAGCAGGACGUACUCCCUGUUGACCAGGCCCAGGUCCUCAGCAAGAUGGCCAAGUACCAAGCUCCAAAAAGAUCUGGAGACAUCGUUAUGAUUCAGUCUGAGCAUACAGGAACUAUAGAUGUUCUUUCAUCUGAUUUGGAAUCUGCAGAUCUUCUGGGGGACCACAGGAAAGUCUCCCCACCUCUGAUGGCUCCUCCGUACAUCUGGACCUUUGCCAAGGUGAAGGAAUUCAAAAGCAAGCUGGGCAAAGAGAAGAAUAGCCGUCUGGUGGUGAAGCGGGGUGAGGUGGUGACCAUCCGGGUACCCACCCACCCAGAGGGGAGGCGUGUCUGCUGGGAGUUUGCCACUGAUGACUAUGACAUUGGCUUUGGAGUUUACUUUGACUGGACUCCUGUAACAAGCACUGACAUAACUGUGCAGGUCAGUGACUCCAGUGAGGAUGAGGAGGAAGAAGAGGAUGACGAGGAGGAUAUGGAAGAACCUGUCCCUGUGGGAGAUGUGGAGAGAGGUUCCCGGAGCUCCCUGCGGGGUCGCUACGGGGAGGUCAUGCCUGUGUACCGGCGGGACAGCCACCGAGAUGUGCAGGCCGGCAGCCAUGACUACCCUGGGGAGGGCAUCUACCUGCUCAAGUUCGACAACUCCUACUCCCUGCUACGCAACAAGACUCUCUACUUCCACAUCUACUACACUAGCUAAAGGGUGCUGGGACAGGGGCAGGCCGUAAUGCUGGCUUAAGCAGGCUGCAAGCUGGUGCCUCUUGUUUUGGAUAUGCAAGAGCUGAAAGUCUGUGUGAGGUUCCUGGGCCUCACGCCCUGCCUGGCAUACCCGACUGUUGACCCAUAUAGCCUUUUCCCCUUCUUGGCUUCUGCAUUUGGUGGUAUAGUGCCCCUGUUCUGUGGUCCCUGACUCACAUUCUUGUUGCUUCAGAUUCCAGCAAAAUCCCUCUCUGAAGGCACCUACCAGGCAAAAGCCUAAAAGGAGACAGAAUGUUAUCUUUUAAAAAAUAGAUUUCUGUUGGUAUAAGGCUUAUCACUAAGAUUACUGCUUGCUCCCGAAAUGCCAGUGCAUCUGGUGGUACCUGCCCUCUUUACUUCUUGAGGUGCCAGAAGUGGGAAAAGCACACUGUCCAUGGUGGAGCGCCAUGUCUUGGAUAGAGAAUGCUCAGUCCAGCUUCUCACCACUGCCAUAUUCCUGCCCGCUGGGUACUCUUGGUCUCUCCAACAGGCCUGGAGACCUCACUGCCUUGGAGGGAUGUUAUUAUUCUUGAUAGUUAGACUCCUGUUUCUUUCCUAAAUCUGUGUUUUUGCCAUGCAGCAAGAACUUUCAUGCAAUCUAAAGGGAUGAUCAGUUUAGCCUAAAAUCUUCUGGGAAGAAAAUUGGCCUCCAUCACUUCUUAUUUCAAGAACUAGUUUCCUUUACUAAGGGUACCAGAAAUUGAAUGCAGAAAGGGUAAAAAUGAGGUACUGAGUUGAUCUCAGAACCUACACCUUUGAAAGUCAAGGGUUAACAUACAUAUAUGGAAGGAACGAUAUCUUUUGAGAGAGAAGGUUAGAAAAACACUCCAGAUUCCCUGGUUUUUUUCUUCCCGUAUUUAUGGUAGGAGUGCUACUUAGAAAUUUUUGCUUUCAAAUUAAACGUAGUGCAACCCAGUCAGGUUUCCAAAGUUUCUGGACUUAGUUUUUUUGUGUUGCAGGUUUAAAGCUUUUGGUGUUUAAAACCCCUGAGGAAAGGUGAUAGUGAAGCCUCCCUGUUACUGCUGCUUGCACGUGUCCUUUACCUGACCAAAGCUUGCACCUCCCUGGUGACAGCCUUUCGCACUCCGUGCGCCCUGGGGCUCGGCAGUGCCGGGGAGAGCAGCUGUGCUGCACCCCGUGCCUGGGCACAGGUGCCAGGGCCUCAGGUGGAGGAGAAGCACCAGAGGAGGCGAGGCCCUCCGCAGUGGGCCCAUUUCCGCAUAUCUUAUUCCUGUGUGAAGUCUGUUACUCCCUUCCAAUUUUGAAUGAUUAGAUUUAUUUAUUACUUUAUUUAUUAUAGCAAAUUUCAUUUUGCUUUUGAAACCAUUUUCAUCCAUUUCUGAGAAGGCUUCCCAUCUGCUCUGAGCCACAGAGGCUGCCGCUUUUACAGAGUUAAAAUGAUGAUUGUAAAAGAAUGUGGGAAGUGCUUCAGUUCAUUCCUGUAGGUCAGUCCUGUGAUGCUUUGGGAGUAGUCUGGCCCUGCAGCUGUGGAUGACUCUAGUGUGCCCCAGUGGCCCAUGUGAGGAGCUCUAUAUUGUGAGGGAAUCUGUUUGCUGGGAUUUGAGUACAGAGCAACUGACUGGCCAGCGAGUGACCGCGAAUGCCUGCGAUUCCAGGAUUUCAUUGUCCUCUGUUUCAUACUGUUUCCUUUGGUUCAGGCCAUCAUUCUAUGGAUGCCUCACCUUCUCCUCCCUACAGAAGCAGUCAUCGGGAGAACAGGACUUUCCACAGUAGUUCUAGCAUGUUAUCAGGAACAAGAGACAACACUCUGCCCCUCUGUCUCUUGGGAGCAAAGUCCUAAGUAGGAUCAGGUGCUGUCGAUUGUCAUAACAUUCCCAUUCCCUCUGCAGCAUCAUACUUCCAUUAUUUUAUCAUCAUGGAUGUAUGUUGUUGAAGAUUACACUGGCCAAAGUGUAUAUACAUUGUGAUAAAUUAUUUUAAUGACUGAGCAGUGAAAAGCAAACUUGUUAUGCAUCAAAUAGCUGCGGGACCACUCCUUAUCACUGAAGUUGAAUCAUGCCUUAGCUAGUUGAAUACAAUCUUUGUAAAAUAGCUUUUUCUGCUGAGCUGUUUCCAGUCAGUGAAAGUCACACUUAGUUUUCCUGUGUAUUAUCAACUUCGGACUUUCUUUCAAAAUGGAGCUAUCAGGUCAGACAUAGUAAGCUCCCAAGGAUCACACAUACUAAUUUUUGCUUUUGCCAUAGGAUUGUCUUUGCUUACUUUCUUUCAAAUCCUAGGUUUGUUGCAUCAGGGAAGCCGACACACUUUCAUGUGUGUCUUACUGUCUGGUCCCUUUUGAAGUCCUGGCCAUUGUUACAUCAUAUUCCUUACUGGGUUUUUGGUUUUGUUUUUUUCUU
Molecule: messenger RNA, 3404 nt
Organism: Octodon degus (degu)
Lineage: Eukaryota; Metazoa; Chordata; Mammalia; Rodentia; Octodontidae
Gene: Tmed8
Product: transmembrane p24 trafficking protein family member 8
Exons: 8
Coding region: 29-1009 (326 amino acids)
Source: RefSeq, a predicted model, not a curated record